Molecule: messenger RNA, 318 nt
Organism: Penicillium canariense
Lineage: Eukaryota; Fungi; Ascomycota; Eurotiomycetes; Eurotiales; Aspergillaceae
Exons: 1
Coding region: 1-318 (105 amino acids)
Source: RefSeq, a predicted model, not a curated record
AUGAGCGGCCAGAGCAGCAACUCUGGAGCACAGAAGGCUCGUGAUAGUUUCGCAUCUAUCCUCAGCUAUUACGAAAAACAUGUUCCGGCUGAUGAAGCCCCUGAAUUUGUGAAAAGGGUCUCCUCAGGUGAAAUCCAGAUAGGAGUGAGGAAGGGUGAUGUUCCGUCCGCAGAACAAGGAGCAGAGUUAAAGAGAGCUCUAGACGAGGCUCUAAAGACACAAGAUGCCAUCGAGAACCUUUCCAACGCCGAGAAGGAACUUAUGACCCAAGCGGCACGAGCGAGUCUUCGAUCUAGGAAGCAAAAAAGGGGCAAAUAA